AUGGAGACAGUCAGCAUCUUACUGAUUGUCCUGUUUGUUUCAGGUGCUUUGGCUGGUUGUACUGGUGAAGCAGCACUCUCCAUAACUGCACCAAAGCAGCUGGAAGCACUGAGUGGAUCUUGUUUGCAAAUCCCAUGUAGCUUCAGACCCAAAGAAGGACAGACAUUUAACAACACAAGUAAAACUUUUGGAGUGUGGAUUAAAAAUCAAUCCCACUUUGGCAAAUAUCCGAACAAUGUGAUCUUCAACAGUAGUGAAGCAGUUAGCAUCUAUCCAAUGAGUAUUACUGGGAACCUGAGUCAGAGAGACUGCACCACUCUGUUUUCUAAUUUAACCGCCACAUACACAGACACAUACUUCUUCAGAGCAGAGAGUGAACCAUUCAAGGCGACAGCUGCUUGUGAUCCUCUUCAAAUAACAGUCAGAGAUUCUCCUUGGAGGCCCAAUAUUACAAUCCCAGGUGAUCUGAAGGAGAAGGAGUCUGUCACUAUAACCUGCUCAGCUCUCACUCCGUGUCCACACUCCCCUCCUCAACUCACCUGGAAUCUCCAACAAGACUCUCACAACAAAAUAGAGGAAAACACAGAUGGAAGCUUUACAACUAAAAUCCAGCAGACCAUCACUCUGUCAGACACACAUGAUGGAAAGAAGAUCAGCUGCUCUGCCAGAUAUCCUGUGAACCAAGGAAAAGACACCAAGACAGCAGAGACAGAAGAGACUCUCAGUGUUUCAUAUGCUCCUAAAGACACCUCAGCAUCCAUCAGUCCAUCAGGUUUGGUAUCAACAGGCAGCUGGGUGAAGCUGACCUGCUCCAGCAGAGCCAAACCUCCAGUCAGCAGCUUCACCUGGUUCAAGAAGAUCAGAGAUGGAGCUGUGAAAGUAUCUGAAGGAGAGAUUUACAGCUUCAAUGUAACAGAUGGAGGAGUUUAUUACUGUGUGGCCACUAAUGAUCUGGGUAAUCAGACAUCAGCAGAGAUUCAUGUGACUGUUGGAGGUAAAGAUAAAGGCUGA
Messenger RNA from Pelmatolapia mariae (spotted tilapia), 1011 nucleotides. Its product is annotated as myelin-associated glycoprotein-like. The coding region runs from base 1 to 1011 and encodes 336 amino acids. The record is from RefSeq and is a predicted model, not a curated record. Lineage: Eukaryota; Metazoa; Chordata; Actinopteri; Cichliformes; Cichlidae. The transcript is spliced from 4 exons.